This is a messenger RNA of Micropterus dolomieu (smallmouth bass), 2212 nucleotides long. Its product is annotated as C-X-C chemokine receptor type 3-like. Gene Ontology annotation, molecular function: C-X-C chemokine receptor activity. NCBI's taxonomy places the organism in Eukaryota, Metazoa, Chordata, Actinopteri, Centrarchiformes, Centrarchidae. Gene Ontology annotation, biological process: inflammatory response; regulation of leukocyte migration; G protein-coupled receptor signaling pathway. The record is from RefSeq and is a predicted model, not a curated record. The transcript is spliced from 3 exons. Gene Ontology annotation, cellular component: membrane. The coding region runs from base 516 to 1628 and encodes 370 amino acids.
CAGAUUUGGCAGAGGUCGCGAUGUACCGAGAAGGGUGACGUUUGAUGAACCAAAACAACGCAGUGGGUGUUAAAGUGCAUGUAAGUCCAUUCUGGACAUGCAGGUUAAUGACCUACAAGAUUACAGUCUGUAGGCGAAGUGUGUCCGUGUUGUAAAACUUCCUGCCGGUGAAGCGCAGCUUUUCUCAUCGUCUGCCUUUUCGUUUCUUUCCACAGCUACGCGGAGGUUUUGUUUUUGUGGAUACAAUCUCAGUUGAUUUUAACAGACUAUUUCCAAUUUAAUUUUACUUAAAGUUUGCGGGGAAACACUUACAACUUUUUUGUUUCGGAUUUCGGCCGGACUUGAGGAUUGCUGACAGCUGCAGGAGCCCGUCCGCCUCCUCUCUCUCCAAAAACAAGCGGCUGUAGUCGAUAGUGCAAAACUGUUGACGCCGGUGUGAAGGCAGACGUGCAGGUUGAAGUCAUUACUUAGUGUCACCACAGAGAUUGUCUGCCAAGCUGAAGCUCUUUAUGUAGAUGGACAUGGAAGUGGAGCUUGAUGGAUUAUUUCGCCAUAACAGCACCUUUGACUACAAUGACUACAACUAUGAGUACAAAGAUAUUGAUUUAAAAGGCAGUAAAGAGGUGUUGAUCCCAGUUCUGUACUCAGUGGAGGUGGUUAUAGGUCUGCUGGGGAACGGGCUGCUCUUGGCCAUUCUGGCUCAGAAGAGGCGAUGCUGGAGUAUAUCAGACACCUUUAUCCUCCACCUGAGUGUCGCGGACAUCCUACUGCUGGUGACACUGCCCUUCUGGGCUGUACAGGCCGCUCAACAUUCUGGAUGGUGCUUUUGGGGUUUUCUCUGCAAGCUCAGUGGAGCUGUUUUUAAUAUCAACUUCUACUGUGGGAUCCUUCUGCUGGUUUGCAUCAGUCUUGACUGCUACCUGUCCAUUGUCCACGCCACCAAGCUGUACUCCCAGAAGAGGCCAAUGUUAGCUCAUAUCAGCUGCCUGUUGGUCUGGCUCAGCUCCCUGAUCCUGACCAUCCCUGACUGGAUUUUUAUGGAGGCAAGGAAAGAUCCAUCACAAGUGAAAACACUGUGUGCUCACAACUACUCUGAGACCCUAACUGAACUGAAGCUGGUGUCACGCCUGUUCCACCACACGCUGGGCUUCCUGCUGCCUGCAGCCACACUGAUCAUCUGCUGCUCCUGUAUCCUGCUGCAGCGCAGCUCUAAAGGUCUCCAGAGGCCAAGGGGUGUCAUGGUUAUUCUGCCCCUGGUGGUGGUCUUUUUUGUCUGCUGGAUGCCAUACAACAUCACACUCAUUGUAGACACGAUCACAAGCAGCUCCAAAGAGCCGAAUGACGGUCUAUCUGGAAGUCCUGCAGGUCAUCUCAAAACAGCUCUGAUGGUCACAUCUGCUCUGGGCUGCAUUCAUGCCUGCCUCAGGCCUCUGCUCUAUCUUGGCCUGUGUGGAAACUUCAGGAAACGGAUCCUGGCAAUGCUGACAUGUGCUACACUUGAAUCUGAGCGCUCGCUAUGGGACUUAGGUGUGGGCGAAGACCCCCUUCCUGAUCAGAGUCAUGAGGGAGAAGAGCUGAACCAGAUGACAAGUGUAGAUCAUCAGGUGCAGUCAACUGAUCAGUGCUGACGAAGGGACAAAAAUGCCCUCCUGUGACUCAUAAAUGGCCUGAACAAUGCUCCAGCCCUGCGGGGAAUUUAGUGUGAAGUCAUGUCAUGGGUUUAAGGGGAGGAAGACUACAUUCUGUCUAAUGAUCAGAAAUAGAUAUUUAUAAUGACUCUGUCACAUUGUAUUUUUGUGAAAGUUUCAGAGCCACGUCAUGGUGACAUAUACAGUCUGUAUUUUUAUUUUGUAAUCCCUCUUGCACAGCUUUAGCUUGUCACCCUAAAUCAUGCUUUUUGUGCUCAAUUGUAGAUAUAUGUAUUUUUAUUGUAUCAUUAUUAUGAUUAUUAUUUAAAAAGCUAAUAGUUUUUCCAUGAUUUUAUAUAUAGUGAAAGAACUGUUGUGUCACACUCACCAUAAAGCUAAUACCAUAACGUUUGAAAUUGAAAAGACUAAGCUCUUCUUCCUGCCAGUGUUAUUAUGAUCUUCCAUUAAACAGUCCGACACAGUUUAUAACUUUAUGGCUGAUAACAUAUCACAAAGUGUUUCACUUUCCGUUUUACAUGUUAUCUUGCUACGUUCAAGCAGUAAAGACUGAAUUCCACAAUUGC